Labeo rohita (rohu) is the source of this 1193-nucleotide messenger RNA. It is a transcript of the gene nsmce2, whose product is annotated as NSE2 (MMS21) homolog, SMC5-SMC6 complex SUMO ligase. Gene Ontology annotation, biological process: double-strand break repair via homologous recombination; protein sumoylation. NCBI's taxonomy places the organism in Eukaryota, Metazoa, Chordata, Actinopteri, Cypriniformes, Cyprinidae. Bases 310 to 1005 code for a protein of 231 amino acids. The transcript has 8 exons. The record is from RefSeq and is a predicted model, not a curated record. Gene Ontology annotation, molecular function: SUMO ligase activity; zinc ion binding. Gene Ontology annotation, cellular component: nucleus; Smc5-Smc6 complex.
UUUUGGUUUUUAUAAUUUAUAUUAGGUUGUAUUUACCCAGUUUACCACAGUUAAGUGUAACGUUGUGAGAACUUUAAGACCAUUUUAUGAAAUCGUUAAAAGUCUUUUAUGUUGACGUCUUAUUCGAGGCGUUUUGAAACCGGAAACGGCUAAUCUGUGGCGCUACUUUCGGUGAAGCGGAGGAAUUUAAAUGAGGGGUCAACAAACUUGUUCCUGGAGGGCCGGUGUCCUGCAGAGUUUACCUCCAACUUUCCUCAACACACCUGCCUGGAAGUUACAAGUAUACCUACAGUCAUACAGUUUUCAGAGAUGUCUCUAAGUUCAGUGCAGUCCACCUUGUCCACUCUGAAGACAUGUCAAACAGAUAUUGGAGCUUGUAUGGACAUGGUAUCAGAUGUUGCACUGGGAAUAGUUGAAGCACAAGGUAUGGAUAAUAGCCCAGCUCUGAAGAAGCUAGAGGAGAUGAUUAUGGAGUGCUCCAGAUUGGACAGAGAAAUCAAUUGUUUUGUGGAGUCUGUUGAUGAGAUCACUGCUCAGGUCAGGCACGAACCUUCCGAGGCCAUGGUUAAUCUGAGAAACUCUGUAAAGGAGCGUUUCACUGAGCUUAUGGCUGGAGUCACAGAUGCAGAGCUGCAAAGGCACAGCAAGGUUGUUUCCUUCAAAGACAGUGUCAGGAAAUAUGCCAUGCAAGCGGGGCAAACUGCUGCUGAGAAUGAAGAGGAGGAGCUGGAUGAGGACAUUGCUGUAACACAGAGCCAGACAAAUUUCAUCUGCCCUCUCACCCAGGUUGAGAUGGUCAAUCCAGUGAAAAACAAGAAAUGCAAUCAUUACUAUGACAGAGAGGCUGUACUUGAAAUGAUUAAGGCCAGGCACAGAAAUAAGAAGAAAUUUCGCUGUCCAAAGGUUGGCUGUGGAAACACAGAUGUUCAGGAGUCAGACCUCGAGCUGGACCUUGUUAUGAAGAGAAUGAUCCAGAACCACAAGAGACAGACUGGAAAAACUUAACUGGACUAAAUUAGUUCUGCUGAUGUUACAAUUGUUCUGUCUAGAAUAGAUAAAUGGUUUUGCAUGAAUGUUGAAAUGGAGACUGUUGUUGUAAAAUUUGGUUCAUUUUAUAGUUUAUAACACAUUUAUAGUUCAUGUUUGUAAUACAAAUAUAAAUGCACUAUGCUUGUCAAUGCUGACCUUUUUUU